This is a messenger RNA of Seriola dumerili (greater amberjack), 2299 nucleotides long. It is a transcript of the gene stk17a, whose product is annotated as serine/threonine kinase 17a. NCBI's taxonomy places the organism in Eukaryota, Metazoa, Chordata, Actinopteri, Carangiformes, Carangidae. Gene Ontology annotation, biological process: positive regulation of apoptotic process; intracellular signal transduction; protein phosphorylation. The record is from RefSeq and is a predicted model, not a curated record. The coding region runs from base 236 to 1462 and encodes 408 amino acids. The transcript has 7 exons. Gene Ontology annotation, molecular function: ATP binding; protein serine/threonine kinase activity. Gene Ontology annotation, cellular component: nucleus.
GACAAACGAGGAGAGAAGUACAGACCGAAUAACUUCAUCAAAAUGAGCCGGACAGUCGCGUUAUUUGACAGAAUAUUAAACUAUGCGGGCGCUUUUAACUCUUAGGCCGACAGACAGUGAUAUUCGUGUUGUCUUUCACCGUUUAGUCCUCUGUGUAGUUUAAUAUUAGUGUGCUAACGUUGCCGUUUGUCAAAGUUUUCAUUUGAACUUUAAGCUAACCGACCGAAACGACGUCAUGAUCCCCGAAUGUCCACGAGCCGGGGACACGAGGAGCCGAACCCGCUUCCUGCGCAGCCCAGCGGCCGAACCGAGCCAGAGCCGCGGUGUCAGCGGCUUGUUGUCCGAAAUCAAGACCCCCAUCACCAACGAACCUUUCACCGACCACUACACCAUCCUCCCCGGGAAAGAGCUCGGAAGGGGGAAGUUCGCUGUGGUCAGAAAGUGUGUGGAGAAAUGCACGGGCCACGAGUACGCCGCAAAGUUCAUGAGGAAGAGACGGAAAGGCCAGGACUGCCGGACGGAGAUCAUCCAUGAGAUCUCCGUGCUGGAGCUCGCCACCGUCAGCUCCCGGGUGGUCAACCUCCACCAGGUCUAUGAGAUGGCCUCUGAGAUGGUGCUAGUCCUGGAGUUUGCGGCCGGAGGCGAGAUCUUCAACCAGUGCGUGGCAGAUCGGGAGGACGAGGCCUUCAGCGAGGAGGACGUGAAGAGGCUCAUGAGGCAGAUCCUAGAGGGAGUCUCCUUCCUCCACCAGAACAACAUAGUCCACCUGGACCUGAAGCCUCAGAACAUCCUGCUGACCAGCUGCUCUCCUCUGGGGGACAUUAAGAUCGUGGACUUCGGUCUGUCCAGGAUGGUCUGCAGCCACCAGGAGCUCAGGGAGAUCAUGGGAACCCCGGAGUAUGUUGCUCCCGAGAUUCUAAAUUAUGAGCCGAUCAGCACAGCGACAGACAUGUGGAGUAUCGGGGUCUUGACCUACGUGAUGCUGACGGGCAUCUCUCCGUUCCUGGGCGAAGACAAGCAGGAGACGUUUCUUAACAUCUCCCAGCUCAGUGUGAGCUACACAGAGGAGGAGCUGCAGCAGCUGGACCAGGCCGCCCUGUCCUUCAUCCAGACGCUGCUGCGCAAACAGCCACAGGACCGGGCCACGGCGGAGCAGUGUCUCAAACACCCCUGGCUUCAGUCCUCAGAGUCUCAGGAAACCCAGACGGUGGAGCAGAUCCUCCCAGUGGAGGAGCAGGAGGCGUCCAGCACCACCAGCAGCACGACCGCAGCCGAGGAGGAGGAACGCCCAGUGACGGAGGAGCUGAUCGUCAUGGCCGCUUACACCCUGGGUCAGUGCCGCCAGUCCUCCACCUCGGAGAAAGAGGCUCUGGCCGCCGAGCAGAAGGCCAUCUCCAAACGCUUCAAGUUCGAGGAGCCCUUCAGCGCCCUGCAGGAGGUCCCUGGGGAGUUCAUCUACUGACCCCGCCCACCACACGCACCGCCAGCCUCCUGCAGAGGAAAAGUUAGUGUUGUCACGGUAACAAAAGUAAACCUGCUUAUUCAAACUCCCCUCCAUAUAUACUGUACGUUUGUAAUCAGAUGCUGUUGCACAGUCAAACUGAUUUCAUUUAAGAAGUUGGACUUUAAGUGCAUUUUUUAAGAGCCCACUUACAUAUUUCUCCCAUAAUGCAUCACCUUGCUUGACACCCACCACACCCCAACGCAGCUACAGUAGAUUUAUGUCACUUGUAUUUCAUUUGGUUUGCUGUUGUAGUUUUCUUUACCCCUGAAUAACUGACCAAAUGUCGACAGGUGUGAGACAUUUCCACGAGCUACUGUGAAUUUGGAAAUUGAGCUUUGAAGAGUGAGGUCGUCUUUUUGAUGGAGGGAGGAGUCCAUCACAGAGAGGCAGAGGGACAGAGGCUGAAUCCAGAUGUCCAGCUUCCAGACUGGGACUUUAAAUCUGAGAGGAAAACGCUCCAUGACAGUUUAGAGUAAAAUGUCUUGGAUGUUAUCACUCCCAAAAUCUUAACAUGUGAUUUAAGUCUUAAGUUUUAAAUUUACGAGUUGUGUGCAAUAUAAAGUCUCAAUACAUAGAUAUAUUUAUAAAUAAAGAAUUUAAAAAAAGAUCAUAAGUUCGUCUUUGACACUGGAAACGGUGUCGACAGAACUGUCUCACCACAAGGUCCAAUUGGUCGUCGUUCUGGAGCUUUUGAUCAUGUGAUACAAUCUUUGAUCUCCAGUUGUCAUGGAAGGAAAUUCAAUUAAAAUUUGAUCUGUACUUCAGUGACAAGUGGGCAACAACAACAUCUGCUGA